GCGCUGCCACGUCUGCUCAGCUCCGGGGCGAUGGAGGCUGAGGAUGAGUGGUGAUGGGGUCAGGCUCUGCUUCUGGCUUUAGGUCGAAUCCCGGCACUGACUCCGGGUGUGGGUCUGGUAAGCGAGAGACCGGACACGUCUUCUCCAUUCUCCGGUCCGGGACCGUAGUUGAAAUAGGUUGACAGCCAUUAGCCUGGGUUGCAACUGCUUGGCACUGGAAGCCGACUGGUUCCUGGACAUGCCCAGUAGAAGGAGGGGUCCUAGUCGGCAGCAGCUAAGCCGUUCAGCUUUACCUUCUAUACAGACUUUGGUUGGUGGGGGCUGUGGCAAUGGAACAGGCUUGAGAAACAGGAAUGGUAGUGCUAUUGGCCUUGCAGUCCCACCUAUCACAGCCUUAAUCACCCCAGGUCCUGUUCGUCAUUGCCAAAUUCCUGACCUACCCGUGGAUGGGAGCCUGCUCUUUGAAUUUCUUUUCUUCAUCUACCUGCUGAUUGUUCUGUUUAUUCAGUACAUCAACAUCUAUAAGACUGUGUGGUGGUACCCUUACAGUCAUCCUGCAUCUUGCACUUUACUGAAUUUUCAUCUCAUUGAUUAUCACUUGGCAGCAUUCAUCACAGUGAUGCUUGCGAGAAGGCUCGUGUGGGCCCUCAUUUCAGAGGCCACAAAGGCAGGUGCAGCAUCUAUGAUUCACUACACGGCUCUGAUACUGGCCCGGUUGGUGCUACUUACUCUGUGUGGAUGGGUGCUUUGCUGGACCCUGGUCAAUCUCUUCCGAAGCCAUUCAGUCCUCAAUCUCCUUUUCCUUGGCUACCCGUUUGGCGUUUAUGUUCCUCUCUGCUGUUUCCACCAGGAUAGUAGAGCCCAUCUUCUUCUCACAGACUAUGUGGUUCAGCACCAAGCAGUAGAGGAAAGUGCUUCGAAUAUGGGUGGUUUGGCCAAAUCCAAAGACUUCCUCUCCUUAUUACUGGAGUCUCUGAAAGAACAAUUUAAUAAUGCCACGCCCAUCCCCACCCACAGCUGUCCACUAUCUCCAGACCUCAUUCGAAACGAAGUGGAAUGUCUGAAAGCAGAUUUCAACCACAGAAUCAAGGAAGUUCUCUUCAACUCCCUCUUCAGUGCCUACUAUGUUGCGUUUCUCCCGCUUUGUUUUGUGAAGAGUACCCAGUAUUACGACAUGCGCUGGUCCUGUGAGCACCUCAUUAUGGUGUGGAUCAAUGCUUUUGUCAUGCUCACCACGCAACUGCUACCAUCCAAAUACUGUGAUUUGCUACAUAAAUCAGCUGCUCACCUGGGCAAGUGGCAGAAGCUGGAACAUGGCUUCUACAGCAAUGCUCCACAGCACAUUUGGUCAGAAAACACAAUAUGGCCUCAAGGGGUGUUGGUGCGGCACAGCAGAUGUUUAUAUAGAGCCAUGGGACCUUACAACGUGGCAGUGCCUUCAGAUGUAUCCCAUGCUCGCUUUUAUUUCCUGUUUCAUCGCCCAUUAAGGCUGUUAAACCUGCUUAUCCUUAUCGAGGGCAGUGUUGUCUUCUACCAGCUCUAUUCCUUGCUCCGGUCAGAGAAGUGGAACCACACACUUUCCAUGGCUCUCAUCCUUUUCUGCAACUACUAUGUUUUAUUUAAGCUCCUCCGGGACAGAAUAGUCUUAGGCAGGGCAUAUUCCUACCCCCUCAACAGUUACGAACUCAAGGCAAACUAAGCUGCGUCUCAGCUAUGAGGGAGAACUCAGAUAAAAUAUUUUCAUACGAUCUAUUUUUUCCUUGCAAUUUUUAUAAAUAUUUAAGAUAUUUUAUAUUUUGUAUACUAUUGUGUUUUGAAAGUUGGGAAGGGUAAGGGAUAUUAAAUGUAUCCAUAAACAUCAUGAUGUGAUCUUUCAUGUUUUAGUAUAUUUGCGUAAUAUACGUGAGAGGAUAUCCCUGCAGUAAAAGAUUGACUUGUU
This is a messenger RNA of Nannospalax galili (Upper Galilee mountains blind mole rat), 1939 nucleotides long. It is a transcript of the gene Tmem39a, whose product is annotated as transmembrane protein 39A. Gene Ontology annotation, biological process: negative regulation of autophagosome assembly; negative regulation of autophagosome maturation. The transcript is spliced from 9 exons. The record is from RefSeq and is a predicted model, not a curated record. The coding region runs from base 239 to 1699 and encodes 486 amino acids. NCBI's taxonomy places the organism in Eukaryota, Metazoa, Chordata, Mammalia, Rodentia, Spalacidae. Gene Ontology annotation, cellular component: endoplasmic reticulum membrane.